Molecule: messenger RNA, 1041 nt
Organism: Neurospora hispaniola
Lineage: Eukaryota; Fungi; Ascomycota; Sordariomycetes; Sordariales; Sordariaceae
Exons: 1
Coding region: 1-1041 (346 amino acids)
Source: RefSeq, a predicted model, not a curated record
AUGAAACUCCCACCCAAUAUCCCCACAGCUCUCGUCUUCACGUUCCUCUUCUCCCUCCAAGUUCCCCUUCGCCUCGCCGCCCCUCUGUCCCACGACAAACUCUUCCCCAAACCCGUCAUACCCCUGACCCUCCCACAAAUCCACUACGAAAGGAUCGACAACGGCCGCAUGGCUACACGACAUAGUAACCCUAACAGUAACAAGGACUUUCCCUCUCCCCUUCUCCUGUCCCUUCCUAUCCCUCUGCCAAGUCAUCUACAAAAGAGCGGGAAUGCAUUAUGGGAUGCUGCCACCCCCUGGAAGCUGAGCCAGCCCAAAAGAGAGAGUGUCAGUGCAGGACCACCAAAACCACAACCCAGGAGCACCAGAAGACCAGGCCGCUACCCACGACCUUUAAAACACCUCUUUGCCCACUCGUACCGCCACUCCUCCAGCGGCGGUCGGGGCGUCGUCGACUCUGACUUUGACUUUGAUCCCAACAACAACGUCCCGAUCCGCACACUCAGUGAAACAGCCGAUGAUGACCUCAACCUCAACUUUGACCUUUUCAGCAGCACUGGGCUGGGCGGCAGUAGUGGUGUUAAUCUCCUCAAAACCAUCACCAUCGAACCAACUCUCACCAUCAACAGCACGAGCAUACAGCGACUUGGCCCUCCUGCGCCAGGGCCAGGAGCAGGGUCGUAUCUUGCUGCCAUGAACAUGGGUGGUGCUGCUCCACGGCCACGAGAAGCUCCAUGGGAAAGAAGAAGAUCUCAUGGAUGGGAGGGGGAGAAUGAAAGUGGGGGGAGUGAGAUUGGGAAUGAGGCGCCUUCUGGGAGUUUUAUGAACAGGCGGGUUGGUAGGAUUGAGAAACGUCUUGGGGUGGGAAAAAGGGAGAUGAUGACUACGGCCAUGGAACAAACGGGGAUAAUUGAUGAGAAUAUAAAGAGGGGAGAGAAGGAAACAAAAGAAAAGAGUAAGGCGGGAAGGGGGAGUAGAAUCCACGGAAGGUAUCAUGAGGCGCUGACGAGUGUUGCUGCUACUGCUUCUGCUACUAGUUAA